CCAGGGCCUCCCUGGACCGUCCGGGCCCGGCUUCCCGCCUCCCGGGCCAGGGGCGCCAGGGGAGCUUCUGGGACCCCUGCGUCUGGUCAGAGCUCUCGAGGGGGGCUGCCUUCCAGGGGAACUCUGUCCAGCCCCCCGCCCCGGAAGGCGUGCACCUAAAGCCAACAGCAAAGGGGACGUGUGCAGGGAAAGCCUCGCUUCAGCCCGCGCAGUGUCCCGGACCCGAGUCAGCAGCCGCCUGGCCCCCAGUUUCGCGUGACCCGUGCCUGGGUGCAGUGCCCUGCCCUCCACCUCCUCCUCUCUGGCUGCACUCCCGCCAUGGAGGAUGCAGAGAAGACGGAAGUGGUCCUCCUCGCGUGCGGCUCCUUCAACCCCAUCACCAACAUGCACCUCCGACUGUUCGAGCUGGCCAGGGACCACAUGAAUGGGACAGGAAGGUACCAAGUGGUCAAGGGCAUCAUUUCUCCCGUCAGCGACGCCUACCGGAAGAAAGGGCUGGUGGCUGCGCGCCACCGGGUGGCCAUGGCUGAGCUCGCCACCCAGAGCUCCCAGUGGGUGACAGUGGACGCCUGGGAGAGUCUCCAGAAGCGCUGGACGGAGACGGCGCAGGUGCUGAGGCACCAUCAGGAGAAGCUCCAGGCCAGCCACCAGGAAGACCAGCUGGACUCGCCUGUGCUGGAAAGGCCUGGACGGAAGAGGAAGUGGGCUGAAGAGAGACAGGAUCUAAGUCCAAAGAAGGCCCUGGAGCCCCCCAGAAAGGGUGCGCCCCGGGUGAAGCUGCUGUGCGGGGCAGAUCUGCUGGAGUCCUUCGGGGUCCCGCGCCUGUGGAAGAGCGAGGACAUCGCCCUCAUCGUGGGCCACUACGGGCUUGUGUGCGUCACCCGGGCCGGCAGCGACGCCCAGAAGUUCAUCUACGACUCGGAGGUGCUGUGGCAGCACCGCCACAACAUCCACCUGGUGAACGAGUGGGUGACCAACGACAUCUCGUCCACGCGCAUCCGCCAGGCCCUGCGCCGGGGCCAGAGCAUCCGCUACCUGGUGCCCGACCCCGUGCGGGACUACAUCGCGCAGCACGGCCUGUACAGCCACGAGAGCGAGGAGCUGAACGCGGGGCUCACGCUGGCCCCGCUGGAAAGGAACGCCGCCCCCUCCUAGGCGGCGGGCGUGCGGC
This is a messenger RNA of Sorex fumeus (smoky shrew), 1171 nucleotides long. RefSeq names its product nicotinamide nucleotide adenylyltransferase 1 (gene NMNAT1). The transcript has 6 exons. Gene Ontology annotation, molecular function: nicotinate-nucleotide adenylyltransferase activity; nicotinamide-nucleotide adenylyltransferase activity. Gene Ontology annotation, biological process: NAD+ biosynthetic process. The record is from RefSeq and is a predicted model, not a curated record. Lineage: Eukaryota; Metazoa; Chordata; Mammalia; Eulipotyphla; Soricidae. Bases 319 to 1155 code for a protein of 278 amino acids.